Molecule: messenger RNA, 3280 nt
Organism: Nothoprocta perdicaria
Lineage: Eukaryota; Metazoa; Chordata; Aves; Tinamiformes; Tinamidae
Gene: KLHL8
Product: kelch like family member 8
Exons: 10
Coding region: 153-2003 (616 amino acids)
Molecular function (GO): protein binding
Source: RefSeq, a predicted model, not a curated record
UCAUGGACCCCCUUUAAAAUGCCCCCCAGGGGCCCUGUACCAAAGUCAACUGAUCAAGAAAAUGGGGGGAGUCUCUCUGUAUGGAACCACUGCUGCCUUUUCCUUAGGACAGGAGUAUUUGGAGAUUCAUGCUGUGAAAGAAGAAACAGCCCAUGGCUUCAGAAUCCAUGGUCCCAGAGCAGGCCAAACAGCCUCUGAUAAAAGGAAAAAGGCGGCAGCAGCAGCAAACCAAGUCUUCUAACAGCGACGGUGAAGAUGAAAUAUUUGUAUUUGAAGCAAAUGAGGCUUGGAAAGAUUUUCACAGCUCUCUUCUUCACUUCUUUGAAGCUGGAGAGCUCUGCGAUGUUACACUGAAGGUUGGUUCAAAGCUUAUCUCCUGCCACAAACUGGUGCUCGCUUGUGUUAUACCUUAUUUUAGAGCCAUGUUCCUUUCAGAAAUGGCUGAAGCCAAGCAGACGCUGAUCGAGAUCAAGGACUUUGACGGUGACGCCAUCGAAGACCUGGUGAAGUUUGUCUACUCCUCCCGCCUUACGCUGACUGUCGAUAACGUCCAGCCUCUCUUGUACGCCGCGUGCAUUCUGCAGGUGGAGCUGGUAGCAAAAGCUUGCUGUGAGUACAUGAAGCUCCACUUCCAUCCCUCCAACUGCCUGGCGGUGAGGGCCUUCGCCGAGAGUCACAACCGCAUCGACCUGAUGGACAUGGCCGAUCAGUACGCGUGCGAGCACUUUGCCGAAGUGGUGGAGUGCGAGGACUUUGUGAGCGUGUCGCCCCAGCACCUCCAUAAACUCUUGUCCUCCAGCGAUCUGAACAUAGAAAACGAGAAGCAAGUUUACAAUGCUGCCAUCAAGUGGCUUCUGGCCAACCCACAGCACCACGCUUUGUGGCUGGAUGAAAUACUUGCUCAGGUACGACUGCCUCUGUUGCCCAUUUGCUUCCUUAUGGGUGUUGUGGCAAAGGAAGAGAUUGUCAAGCAGAAUCUAAAAUGUAGGGAUUUGCUGGAUGAAGCAAGAAACUACCACCUUCACCUGAGCAGCAGGGCAGUGCCAGACUUUGAAUACUCCAUUCGCACAACACCAAGGAAGCAGACUGCUGGUGUGUUAUUCUGCGUCGGGGGGAGAGGUGGCUCCGGUGACCCGUUCCGCAGCAUUGAAUGUUACUCUAUCAGUAAGAACAACUGGUUCUUCGGCCCCGAAAUGAACAGCAGAAGACGACACGUGGGGGUCAUCUCUGUGGGAGGUAAAGUCUAUGCAGUAGGUGGGCACGAUGGAAAUGAACACUUGGGAAGCAUGGAAGUAUUUGAUCCUCUCACAGACAAGUGGAUGAUGAAGGCCUCAAUGAACACAAAGAGGAGAGGAAUCGCUCUCGCCUCCCUGGGCGGCCCGAUUUACGCGAUAGGAGGUCUGGAUGACAACACGUGCUUCAGCGACGUGGAACGCUACGACAUCGACUCCGACCGCUGGAGCAGCAUAGCCCCCAUGAACACCCCUCGAGGAGGCGUUGGUUCUGUAGCCCUCAUGAGCCAUGUUUAUGCUGUGGGUGGCAACGAUGGGGUAGCAUCUCUUUCCAGCGUGGAAAAAUAUGACCCUCAUUUGGAUAAGUGGAUAGAAGUGAAAGAGAUGGGUCAGCGAAGAGCUGGCAAUGGUGUCAGCGAGCUCCACGGCUGCUUGUACGUCGUUGGUGGUUUCGAUGACAACUCGCCGCUGAGCUCCGUGGAGCGGUUUGACCCGCGCAGUAACAGAUGGGAGUACGUGGCAGAGCUGACGACGCCCAGGGGCGGAGUGGGCAUAGCCACGCUGAUGGGCAAAAUCUUUGCCGUCGGAGGUCACAAUGGCAACGCGUACCUGAACACAGUGGAAGCGUUUGAUCCCAUAGUGAACAGGUGGGAACUCGUCGGCUCUGUGUCGCACUGCAGGGCAGGGGCAGGAGUGGCCGUGUGCUCCUGUCUCAGCAGCCAGGUCCGUGAUGUGGGUCAGGGAUCCAGCAACGUCGUUGACUGCAUGUGAACGCUGCCGUCUCCUCUCCAAUCCAGAAGAGCAGCACCACGGAGGCACUGCACAGCUUUUUAAACACAGUGUUUUGUAUGGUGGGUUAUGAGAAACACAACGCAUUUUCUUUGGGAAAAUGUUCCUUACCGCCACAGUAUGGUUUUGGUGGAGUUCUGAUAAACGUGAGAUAGAAAAGCCUUGAGAAAAUGGAGCAGAAGCCUGUCUUUCCGGAGAAAAUCCACCUCAGCCGUGCCUGCUCCAUUUUUAAGAAGUUGGAAUUUCAAAAUCAUUUCAAGCAGCUGUUGCAGGGAAUCACUACUGAACUGUAAACCAGGCACUGGGGCAGGAGAGAGCAGUAGCUGGAGCUGCUGAGCCUUCCCAGCAGCCCUGCUAAGCGUUUACUGAAGGACUGGUGUGCCAUGUACAUGUAAUUUAUUUUCCAGAAAUGCAGUCCUCAACAUUUUCUAGUUCUAGAAGGGCCUUUCAUGUUUUAGAAGGUAAAAAACAUCCCCAUUUCAUACUGAGGUAACCACAGCAGAGAGGUCAGCUGCUUACCUCCCAGGGGACUGAGAGUCCCUGGCUGCUGCUGGCUGCAGUGCAACCGUUCCUGAGACUGAAGACAGUCAGUCCCAAGCUGUCAUUUGUACUUUGUCACUUGUGGCAAAGCUGAAAAGAUACCUGCCCUCUGUGUGGGACGUACCUGCUGCAAUACUGGCCUUUUUGUCUUCAAUAAAACGUAUAGUAAAGACUCCCUCCAAAAGGUAAGUUUCUGUCGAGAUCCUGUUCCUUAAGUAUAAUGGUAAUAAAGUGCCACGUGCCCUACUUUUAGAUAACCGUGUGACAAAGUGUGGAGGUUAGCGGCCUCCGAGCCUGCCGAUUCCAUUUAUCCUAUGAAGUAGCAACACAUCAGAGAAGUUGCAGUAUUCUGACGAAACAAAACACACCUUUAAAUGCAACUCUUAGGAGCUUCCAUGUCCAGUCUGAGUGCUUAGCAGCAAUGCAGGGACAACAAGAAGGCUCAAGAUGGAAAGAAUGCAUCCCCAAAACAAUUGACCCUAAAACAAAGCACUGCAAACAAAACAAUACUUCUUAUAAAAUUAAACCCCCCAAACUCAACAUGAAACCCUGAACUCAAGAGCAAGUCCGGCUAGAAAGACUAGAGAUAGCUGCAUCACCUUGAACAAACCGAGACCUGACCCUUCUGUGACCAGUUUCACACCAGUUUCAACAUUUUCCAAGUGGCUGGAGAGACCACAGAAAACUACUUUGCAUUCAGUACCAGGAGGGCUGUGCCU